AUGUCAAGGUUGUCCAUGUUACCGAGACCAAGAGAAUCUGUGUUUACAGGUGGACUCGACCCAUAUCGUGGUGAUGUCAAUGUCGUUUGUCCGCCAAACCUGCGCGAGUGCGUCCUUGCUAUGGAAGAUUGCUGCGAAGAGGCAUAUGAAGCCCAACAGCUCCUUCGAAACGGGACAUUCGAUCUGCCCCGCAUGCGCAAGGUCCUUGAAAGCCAAAGGGUAUUCCUUUUAAUCGAUGAGGGCACAGUGCACAGAUAUAAAACCGAUCUUGCAGACGAGAUCGAGCCCCAGAUUAAUGAACUUAUCGACCGUGCAGAGAAAGGUCUCAGCGCUCUGAAUCGUCGAGAGGGCUUGAUUCAAAGCAAGGUUGAGGUUGCACAGGCUAUGCAGUCUAGAGUCGCGACAGCACCCACCUCAAAUAAGCGUGAAGAAAGACGCCUUCAAAUGCUCGCAAAGCAACGUCGGCGACUUGAAGACGAAGUGAAAGUCUUGGAAUCAGAGAUAUUAGCAUUGGUAUGCAUACCUAUUCAAGAAACAAGCCAUAUUGAACCAAACUUUUAG
This is a messenger RNA of Suillus subalutaceus, 561 nucleotides long. Its product is annotated as Spc19-domain-containing protein. The transcript is spliced from 4 exons. The record is from RefSeq and is a predicted model, not a curated record. NCBI's taxonomy places the organism in Eukaryota, Fungi, Basidiomycota, Agaricomycetes, Boletales, Suillaceae. The coding region runs from base 1 to 561 and encodes 186 amino acids. Gene Ontology annotation, biological process: attachment of spindle microtubules to kinetochore. Gene Ontology annotation, cellular component: spindle microtubule; DASH complex.